UCCCAUUACGUCCCGCCGUUGAACCGUACAAACACGAAGAAGAUAAUGGUAUGGAGUUUCAGUUUACAGUGGAAAUCAUUUUUUUCCAGUUCACCUCCACAGCCAUCAUCUUCAAGAAAAUAAAAACUCCAUUUUUAUCAAAUUAUCAACCAAACAACAAUUGAAUAGAAAGUAUUUGCGAAUUAAAACCCGAAGAACAAGAAAAUGUCUGCUUUUCAUGUCUCAAAGUUAAUCAUCACUACGCAUGCCUCAUCGACUCAUACGAAAUUCCCCUGUUUUUCACUUUUCCGGAAAUCCCUAUCGUUUCCCAACUCAGUUCCUCGAUCUCAAAGGAGAAUCGCAACCUUUGUUUCUUCGAAAUCGUCGGAAGCCGGAGAGUUGCCUACGGCGGAAGAUGACUGGCUCAGCAGGCUCCCGGAGAGGAACAAACCCCUGUACUCUCACGGCUUGCCCUGCAUUGAAGCAUGGCUUGGGAGCUUAGGGUUUUAUCAAAGCAGAGAGGAGCGUGCUGUUUGGUUGAUUGAAAAACCUGAUUGGCAUGCCCAGUUAUCUCUCGAUGUCACUGAUCUUUACGUAAGGUACUUGAAGAAUGGACCUGGGAAUCUUGAAAGAGACAUCGAAAGGCGAUUCAGUUAUGCAUUGAGUAGAGAGGAUAUCGAAAAUGCAAUACUUGGAGGACCAUAAAGACGUUGAGUUAGUUCCUCCUCAUGUAUAACUUUCAAUCAAGCAGUUGCAUAGUGUUUAAGAUGUCAGUUUAUCCACUUCCUGAACUUUGAGGAUAUCAUAGCACUGCAAAUUUGCAAUCUAAUGAUAUUGUGAUGCUUGUUUCCCUAUCUUCCUAGUUAUAUUUUAUGUUUAAAUUCUGUUU
Hibiscus syriacus is the source of this 868-nucleotide messenger RNA. RefSeq lists its product as uncharacterized. Lineage: Eukaryota; Viridiplantae; Streptophyta; Magnoliopsida; Malvales; Malvaceae. Bases 205 to 684 code for a protein of 159 amino acids. The record is from RefSeq and is a predicted model, not a curated record. The transcript is spliced from 2 exons.